GGAAUUGAAUGCAUUUCCAUAAUUCAACUUUCUAACCUCCAUAAUUCAACUUUCAAGUGCUAGAGAUCCCACAUGGCUGAUCCUAUUAGUUACGAUUUUGUUUCAUAGGAAGUAACGGUUCUAGAAGUGUAUAAAAAUCUUUCACCUAAAUGAACAAUACUAAAGAGAACCUUAAAAUAAUUUUAUAAUUAAACAAAAGAAUUCAGAUAGGCGGACACACCAUGGAUUUUGAUAUUUUAAAACUUAAUAAAAUUAUCCGACUACCACCACCGUACAGUCAAACAUUACAAUCACGUAAUGUUUCUGCGGCAGACGAUUUAAUAGAUCAUGUACCAAUUCGUAAAAGUACUACUGAAGGUACCAGUUAUGCAGAGAAGUACGUAGAGGAAGAAGAAAAAGAACUUCUUAAGUCUUCUGCAAAGCACAUAUCCAAUAUUUUGGAGAAUGAACAUAAAAUGGAUAAUGUAUCUGUGGGAACAAAUUCCGUUCAAUCAGAGCUUUAUAAUCAAGAAUUAAAUGUAUAUAAUACAUUUGACUUUUCUAACCAUUUAAAAACAAAUUUAUCUAUCAACGAUAUAAAAGACCAUAUAAUCUCAAUGAUUGAUACCAAUUCUGUAGUCAUCAUUGAGGGACCAACUGGUUGUGGUAAAACAACACAAGUACCACAAUAUAUACUUGAUUCGUGUUACAAAAAAAAAGCUCAUUGUAACAUUAUAGUAACACAACCUAGACGUAUUGCUGCUUCUAGUAUUGCAAAAAGAGUUAGUCAAGAAAGAAAAUGGCCUUUAGGAACCCUUGUUGGAUAUAAAAUUGGAAUGAUGAACUGUACUUCUAAAGAUACACGUUUAACUUAUUGUACAACUGGAGUACUUUUACAGAGAUUGGUUUAUAAAAAACACAUGUUAGAAUUCACUCAUAUUAUACUAGAUGAAGUUCAUGAACGUGAUCAAGAAAUGGAUUUCCUAUUAGUUGUUAUAAGAAAAUUAUUAAGGACCAAUUCCCGUAACGUAAAAGUUGUACUUAUGUCUGCAACAUUUAAUGUUGAUAAAUUUGCCAAUUAUUUUUCAUCGCCUGUUGGGAAUAAACUUGAGCCUGCACCUGUAAUUAGUGUUGAUAAACAAAGUUUGUAUAAUACAAAGGUUUAUUAUCUUUGUCAACUUGGAAUGAUAGGAGACUUACCAAAAGUAUCACAAAAUGAACCAAAAAUCACAAAAAAUUUAAUGAAUUUAUGUGUACGCAUAAUAAUUGUUUUGGAUGAGCUAGACAUGAAAGUAGGUGAUAAUGCAGGAAAUGAUAUUGGAAUAGGUUCUUUUAAUAGACACGUCGUUCUUAUAUUUUUGCCAGGAAUAUCUGAAAUAGAAGAAUUACAUAGUAUGUUAAUGUCUCCAAAAUAUGAAAGCUCUAAAUGGGAUAUUGUCGUUUUACAUUCCUUACUUACAAAUGAGGAACAAUUCAAAAUUUUCCAGCAACCUCCAAAAGACUAUCGUCGUAUUAUUUUAUCAACAAAUAUUGCUGAAAGUAGCAUUACUGUACCUGAUGUGAAAUAUGUAAUUGAUUUUUGCUUAACAAAACAACUCGUGACUGAUCCACAAACUAAUUUUCAAUCUUUGGAGCUUUCUUGGGCCAGUAAAGUAAAUUGUAAACAGCGCAGUGGUCGUACAGGUCGUGUAAUGGAUGGUAGAGUAUACAGAUUAGUACCAAAGAAUUUUUAUAAUUCAGUACUACCUGAAGAAGCAAGUCCUGAAAUGUUGAGAGCUCCUCUUGAAAAUAUAUUUCUUCAGGCGAAAGUUUUAAAUAUGGGUGAACCUAAAGCUAUUUUAGCUUUAUGUCUUGAUCCACCUGACCUUAGUAACAUAGAACGUACUAUACUGUUAUUAAAAGAAUCUGGUGCAUUACUUAACACUGAAAAUACAACACAUGCUCUUGAUGGUGAAUUAACAGAUCUUGGCCGUAUAAUGGCUGCUGUGCCAUUAAAUAUUAAAAUUACUAAAUUGAUUAUGUUAGGUCAUCUCUUCAGUGUUUUAAGAGAUACGAUAAUAAUUGGUUGUAGUAUGAGCAUAAAAGAUAUGUUUUGUAACCCAUUUGGAAAGAAGUUAUUAGCUUAUAAUGUGAAACUUACUUGGGCUAACGAUUCAGAAAGUGAUUGUAUAGCAUUUCUAAAUGUUUACAAGGUAUGGACAAGGGAGAAAGCAAACCGUCGUUUAAAUAGCCGUGAUAUAGAGAAAAGAUGGGCAAAAAGACAAUUUGUUCAAAUAAAAGUAUUACGUGAAAUUGAGUCUCUCGUACUUGAAGUAACCAAAAAGUUAAAAGAUUUUAAUAUAGUUGAAAGUGUUGGAAUUAAUAAAGUCAAGUGGGAUGAUGAAAUACGACCACUUAUUCUUAAAAUUGUUAUUGCUGGUGCAUUUUAUCCUAAUUAUUGUAUUAAACGUCAAAAUACUGUAGAAAUGGAAGAGCAACAUAAAAUUUUGAAUGGACUAGACAUAACCAGAACAGUAUAUUUACAAGGUUGGCCAAUUAAUCAACCAGGAUUUUUGUACGCACGGAAAAUUCAGAAUCUUUUCCAACCUUGUCUCAAUUCUUCUAUUGGAAAAAUACACGUUUCGUUUAAAUCUACACGUUUAUAUGUUCAAUUUAAUAAAGAUUAUACAGAUGAGGAAAGAAAAAUUCCACUUUCAAUGUACAGGGCCAUUAAAAUGAGACGAUAUAACAGUCCUAUUAAAAUAUCGGUAUUAAGUGAAAAAAAAGCUAUUGAGUUUACAAAGCAAAUGAAUUUUGAAGUACAGCCAACAGGAUUUCUUAACAAGAAUAUUUCUAUAAAAGAGGAUGAAAGACCUGCUUACGUUAAUCCAGAUCUUCCAAGUCUUGAUAUUUCAUGCAUUCCAAUUAAGCUAAUAAACAUUAUAAAUCCUGGUCAUUUUUGGGUACACAUAAAUGAUAAAGAUACGCAUGAUAAGAUAAAAUACAUAAGAGAAGUUUUAAAUAGAAAAGAAUACGCUUUGAGUAAAUUCAGUUCUCUUCCCGAGAUUGACACUCUUGUAGCUGUUCCAUUGAAAUUAAAACAUCUCCAAGUAGAAUAUUAUCGUGGUAUUAUUAAAGAUUAUAUUAAAACACAAAAUCAAAACUUUGCUUUAUGCCAAUUAAUUGAUAUUGGUCAUACCAUAAAAAUUCCUAUUAACGAUAUACGAAAAAUCACAAAUGCUAAAAGUGUUAUGAAAAUCCCUGCUUUAGCACUGGAAUGUGUUUUAGCUAACAUACAACCUUCCACAAUAUACAGUUAUAAAAUACAUUGGUCUGAGGAAGCUGAAUUAAAAUUUCAUGAGCUUAUUGGAAAUAAUGAACAUAUAUAUGGUGAAAUAUAUUCUGUUGUUAAUAGUGUGAUAGCUUUAACAUUAAUAUCUUUAAACAAAGGUGAAAAAGUCAAUAUUAAUGAAAUAUUAAUAGAUACCAAAUUAGCAAUUCCCAAAGAAGAAAGUUAUUUAUCACAACGUAACAAUAAUAUAAGAAAACAAUAUAAAAAUAUGAAUACAAAAGAAAUUCUUUAUUAUGAGAAAUUACAAUACGACGAUAGUUAUGAUAUAAAUGAUGAUUAUCCUGAUCCUCCCGAAGAAUCAGAAUGCAUUUCUACAGUAAAUUUACGUGGUCCUUUUUCUCCUCUCGAAUGUAAUUUAAAACAUCUUACCAUUGCUGGCAGAGAUAAGGCAAUCUACAUUGAUAAGAAUUCUGUUAAUUCAGUUAUUCUUGAUAAUAAUUGGGAAGAACAACAAGAAAAUCUCUUAGUGGCUGGCUCUGUAAACCAAAAUAUAAACAGUAACAGUUUAACGUUAUAUAAUACCACUUUAAUACCUGCCAUUCCUGGUCUAACAGCUUUACUAGCUUUAAUUUUUGCACCACGUAUAGAAUUACGACGUAGUUCUAUUGGUUCAUAUUUUACCGGAGCAUUGUGUGGAUUAGGAUAUGAUAGUUCUACUAAAACAAGUAUUUUUCCAGAACAUGAUAUGGAAGUCUAUUUUGAUGUUGAGAUAACAUUAGAUGAUUUACAAGAUAUAAAUAGAUUGCGAAAUUGGAUGAAUAUUGGUAUGCAAAUUAGCGAAAAUAUUAAGGGACACAAUCAUUUCAUGGAAGUGAUCACUUGUCAAAAUAAAAUCGAAGCAGUAUUGUCCAAACUUAUAAAUAAAAAUAGAAAGAAGCAAAAUCCUGAAAUGGUGGGGAAUUUUUAUAAAUGGGCAAAGUAUGAUGAAUCAAUGUUUCUAAAACCUAACGAAAAUGCCAUGAUUAAAAAUAAUGUUUACAAUUUACAUUGGGCAUUAGAAUUAGAAGAAACAGAUGAUGAAUUAGAAGAAUUAACAAAUCAUCUUAAAGAAUUACGCAUUCUUGCUUCAGAAAAUGACCGAAAUACAUUGAAUACUGAAAUUUGCUGCAAAUUUUGUAAAGUAACUGUUUAUGGUAUUGCGAAACUUCGCGAACAUCUGUAUACAUCGGAACACAAAAAACAUGAAAAAAAGUGGGCUAUUAAACUUUAAACAUUUAUUUUGAUAUAAUUAUUAUUAUAUACUUUUUUAUAAAGUAUAUACUUGCCUAAGAAAAGAAAAUAUUUUUAGUUAUGAAUUAACAAAUGUACCUUAACAUGAUCAGUAUUAUACAAAGUAUUAUAAUUAUGUAUUCAAAACUUUACUUAUAGUUAUGACCUAUAUAAGGAUAACGA
This is a messenger RNA of Polistes dominula (European paper wasp), 4702 nucleotides long. RefSeq names its product tudor domain containing 9 protein spindle E (gene spn-E). Lineage: Eukaryota; Metazoa; Arthropoda; Insecta; Hymenoptera; Vespidae. Gene Ontology annotation, molecular function: RNA binding; ATP binding; helicase activity. The record is from RefSeq and is a predicted model, not a curated record. Gene Ontology annotation, cellular component: intracellular anatomical structure.